Messenger RNA from Filobasidium floriforme, 865 nucleotides. Its product is annotated as Appr-1-p processing domain protein. The transcript is spliced from 6 exons. The coding region runs from base 82 to 618 and encodes 178 amino acids. The record is from RefSeq and is a predicted model, not a curated record. NCBI's taxonomy places the organism in Eukaryota, Fungi, Basidiomycota, Tremellomycetes, Filobasidiales, Filobasidiaceae.
CACCUAAGCAUAACACAUUCACAUCUUUUCAAGCUCUGUUUCUAUUCAGAGCAUCUGACUGAUUGUCCCACUCGGACAAACAUGGCCGGUAGAAUCAAGCUUCACACUGGCGAUAUCACCCAGCUCAAGGUCGACAUGAUCGUCAACGCUGCCAACAACAGCUUGUUGGGCGGAGGAGGCGUCGACGGAGCGAUCCAUCGAGCAGCGGGGCCGGAGCUCCUCAAGGCCUGUCGGCCGCUACGAGGAUGUGAUACGGGGGACGCCAAAGUCACUCCAGGAUUCGAACUGCCAGCCAAGUUCGUCGCCCACACCGUCGGACCAGUUUACAACUCCUCCCGAGCCGAAGCAUGCGCUCGUCAGCUCGCAUCAUGCUACUCUCGAUGUCUAGAGUUGCUCCUUGAGAAUGGCGGUGGUGAGAUAGCGUUCCCGAGCAUAAGCUGCGGCGUCUAUGGUUAUCCUCAUGAGGCCGCCACCGAGAUCGCUGUCAAGACUAUCAAGAAAGGGUUGGACAACGACAAGGACGGCAAUAUAAAAGGCGUGACCUUUGUUCAGUUCGACAGUGCUAUGCAGGAUGUCUACGAGAAGGUGGUGAGGAGACACUUCCCGGACUACGCCUAAGCUGGGCGUGUAAUGACAAAAUAUAGAAGAAUUUGUACUUGUGGAUCUAUAAUCGGCCGGGAAGAGGGGCAGUGAAUGACCAUUCGUCGUCGCACUGGGUUAUGUUUCGAUGUAUACGAUCACGUCGGCUCGAGUCGAUGAGUAUGUAUGCCAUGUGGUCUCUUCCAACAAGAGGCCGGUCGAUCCGUCUUUUCCGAGGUCGUAGUCGCUUCGGUGUCAGCCAGCCUGGAUUCGCCACCCUACCCAC